Dacryopinax primogenitus is the source of this 1998-nucleotide messenger RNA. RefSeq names its product SPT16-domain-containing protein. The transcript is spliced from 9 exons. Gene Ontology annotation, cellular component: FACT complex. Gene Ontology annotation, molecular function: nucleosome binding. Bases 68 to 1891 code for a protein of 607 amino acids. The record is from RefSeq and is a predicted model, not a curated record. NCBI's taxonomy places the organism in Eukaryota, Fungi, Basidiomycota, Dacrymycetes, Dacrymycetales, Dacrymycetaceae. Gene Ontology annotation, biological process: transcription elongation by RNA polymerase II; positive regulation of transcription elongation by RNA polymerase II.
GCCAUUACCACCUCUUAGUGCCAACGGGACCCAUUCGCCUGCACCAUACUCUCAGGCCUUAUACGCAAUGAACUCCGAAGACGCGGAUGUCAAGCCUACCAAGAAGCAGCUUUCAAGCGCUUCUAAUGGGAAGGGCCAAUCUAAAGGUAAGGGAGCAUCACCUGUGAAAGGUGCAACCUCAGGUAAGAAGGCAUUUCGUGGCAAGACGCGCGGCGAAGGCCGCGAUGUGGACGAAAGCGUCGCCAAGAAAAUCGAGGUGCACCAACGUGAACUCUUUCAGCAACUUCACGAGCGUGGUUUGGAGAAGUUUCAAGCUGUUGGCGACAAAGAUGGAAAAGAUGGAAAGCAAUCAUUCAAACGAUACGCGAGUUACAAGGGAGAGCUUGCGCUGCCCAAAGAAGUGGAAGAUCUCAGAAUACAUGUAGACCGCCGUAGCCGCACCGUACUUUUACCGGUGUACGGAUAUGCGGUUCCCUUUCACAUCAAUGCCAUCAAGAACGCCAACAAGUCUAACGAGGGCGACUUUACAUACCUCCGUAUCAAUUUCCAGACACCGGGUCAAAUUGCUGGCAAGAAAGAGGAUACGCCAUUCGAGGAUCCGGAUAAGACCUUUAUCCGCUCUGUGACGUACCGAAGUGCAGAUGCCGCCCGUUUUGACAACUUAUGCCGUCAAAUCACGGAUUUGAAGAAGGAGGUUGCGAAGCUCGAAGCGGAAAAGCGGGACAAAAUGGACGUCGUCGAUCAGGAGUUAAUUGAAGUGAAAAGCAAACGUGCACCGAAACUGCUAGAGGUAUUUGCUCGCCCCCAGGCGGAAGGAAAGCGGAUGCCAGGCGAGCUCGAGAUACAUCAGAAUGGACUGCGGUUCCACACGCCGAUCGGCCAGAAGAUCCAGAUCCUGUUCAACAACAUCAAGCACCUUUUCUUUCAGCCUUGUGAUCACGAGCUUAUUGUUCUCAUCCACAUCCACCUUAAGAGUCCUAUCAUGAUUGGAAAGAAAAAGACGAAGGAUGUUCAAUUUUACCGUGAAGCCUCGGAUGUCCAGUUCGACGAAACAGGAAAUCGCAAGCGCAAGUAUCGUUACGGGGACGAGGAUGAGAUUGAAUUAGAACAAGAGGAGCGAAAGAGACGGCAGCAACUCAAUAGAGAAUUUCACCAAUUUGCUGACAGGAUUGCAGAAGCCAGCGACGAACCACUGGAGGUUGACAUCCCAUUCCGGGAGCUCAGCUUUGAAGGAGUGCCGGCCCGAACCAACGUUCGGCUGCAGCCAACUAUGACCUGCCUGGUUCAUUUAUCCGAUACGCCCUUCGUUGUUGUCACCUUGGACGAAGUCGAGUUGUGUCAUCUUGAGCGUGUACAAUUUGGUCUCAAGCAUUUCGACAUGGUCAUUGUAUUCCAAGAUUUCACCAAGCCACCUUUGCACAUCAAUUCAAUUCCUAUGUCGGAGCUGGAUCCGGUAAAGGAAUGGCUAAACUCUAUGGAUAUUCCUAUUUCGGAAGGCCCUGUAAACCUGCAGUGGGGUCCCAUCAUGAAGCACAUCAACGAAGAUCCAUACGAAUUUUUCAAUGAAGGUGGAUGGGCCUUCCUGCGGGGCGAUGAGGAGGAUGAGGACUCUGAAGAGCCAGACUCUGCAUCAGAGUUCCAGAUGUCAUCCGACGCGUACCACGAAAGCCCAUCAAGCGACGACGACGAGAGUGAGUACGAUGAAAAUGCAAGUGCUGACGAGGGCAGUGAAGUUUCCGACGCAAGCACGGGCGAUGACUGGGAUGAAAUGGAGAAGAAGGCGGAGAAAUCAGACCGAAAGAAGUUUGGCAAUGGGCGGGCGGAGUCUGAUAAUGAUGAUGAUAGGAAAAAGAAGUCAAGUACGAAAGCACCCGUCAAGAGCCGUCGGUAGGUUCGACUGCUAUAUCAGGCUUCUCUCUGUUAUGCGCACUCUUGCUGUUUCUGUGUAAGUCUUCCGUACUGUGAACCAUGCAGCUUGUUUAUCAAAGGAUAUUCGCC